This is a messenger RNA of Pollicipes pollicipes, 1667 nucleotides long. RefSeq names its product neural cell adhesion molecule L1. The transcript is spliced from 7 exons. Lineage: Eukaryota; Metazoa; Arthropoda; Thecostraca; Pollicipedomorpha; Pollicipedidae. The record is from RefSeq and is a predicted model, not a curated record. Gene Ontology annotation, cellular component: neuron projection membrane. Gene Ontology annotation, biological process: synapse organization. Bases 823 to 1647 code for a protein of 274 amino acids.
CCGGGGCUGACACGGGGGACGCUGAUGCGGCCGGGUGCUGUGACGGGUGCCGUGGUGGGUGCCGUGGUGGGUGCGAUGCUGCGAGCCGAGGUCGGCUGAGCUGGGUCGCGAGCGUCGGAUGCCGCCUCCGCUCGCGGGCCGCCCGUCGCUGCCGUGACUUUCUGCCGACUGAGACAGUGACACGUGACCGCCGACGGCCGAGCCAGUCCACGUCCGUCACGUCACGUCACGUCAGCAGAGUCCGUCAGUCGGACGGCACCCGGCGACGGAGACGGCUGGCACCCGUAAACGCAGAGCGGCAAGCAGUCGGGCGGCGGCAGAAAGCUGAGACUGUGAGACGCUCGUGACAGCAGGACAGCAGACAGUCGGAACAGUGUCAACCGGCAGAUAUCCGGUGACAUUGUCCGAGGAGCUGUGGACAGCGGGGCGGUGCAGGCUGACGCCGCAGAUCGUUGACCCGACCCCUGGGCUGGCCCGCAGUGCUGACCGCGACCCCGGUGAUAUUCACUCUCACUUAAUUGCGACAACUGCGCCGCGUCGGACAGCUGAGCUGUGUUUCGCUGGGCAGCGGCAGACGGACAAAACAGUGCUGCAGACAGUUAAAACAGCGCCAGACGGCUGGAGUGGUUGUUUCCAAGGCACAGCAGACAGUCGAGAUAGGGUCAAACAACUAAGCUGACUGCACUGGGAACUAGCACUCCGCUGAGUGCCGUCAGGCAGCGGUAGCUAUUUAAGACAGCUUGGGUGCCGCGACUGAGGGCAUCAGACAGCCAAGACAGUGGCAGACAGGUGUAGCUGUUUGUGGUCGUGACAAGCGAUGCCAUGAUGGCCCGGUGUCUGCCUCGACCGACCCUUCUUUUCGUCGUGUGUUUAAACGUUCUUCUCCAUAAAGCGAGCGUCGCCGAGCCGGUGUCCAGCUACGGUCAGCCGUCAUCCGGCGACGCGCUGCUGCGGCUCACGUACGGCGGGCCAGCCAACGUGACAGCGAGCGUCGGCCAGACGGCCAAGCUGCUGUGCCAGAUCCACGACCUGGGCGACAGGGCGGUGUCUUGGAUCAGGAAGCGGGACCUGCACAUCCUAACGACGGACAUCUUCACGUACACCUCGGACGCGCGGUUCCAGGUGGCCCAUUUGGAGGGAUCCACCAACUGGACGCUGCUGGUGAAAUACGCGCAAGUACGAGAUAAUGGCAUCUACGAAUGCCAGGUGAACACCUCCCCGAAACUAUCUCUGGCUUUCAACCUACAUGUUGUAGAAUCUUUUGCGAGGAUUCAAGGACCACGGCGAGUUUACGCAAAGUUUGACUCCGUGUUGAGACUCACCUGCGUCGUCAACAUGCCCAAAAAUAAUGAAGUGAACCUGACCUGGCUGCUGGACGGCCGACCCCUCAGCAAGGAGCGUUGGGUCACCGAGACCUCGGACGAGUACGUGACGUCGCGACUGGUGAUCCGUGGCGCACGCGGACGCGACUCGGGCACGUACACGUGCGCUCCAGAUCGCGCGGCACACGCCCACGUGCACGUGCACGUGAUCAGUGGCGAGCAUCCAGCGGCAAUGCAGCAUGGCGUGGCCGGCGGACAACAAAUCAAGACUCCGGUCUUCUAUGUGAUGUUUACCUGCUAUGUUAUUGUUGCGUGUUCUAGAUAAUAAACGACUGUUUUCUUACA